AGCCACAUUGUCACCCAUGAUUACGACACAGAGACAGGGAAUAAUGGCAUCGCCCUCAUGAGACUCAUUAAACCAUUACAGAUUAAUGAUAAAAUAAGGCCUGUAUGUUUACCCAAUGUCGGUCUGGACUUCACUGCUCCCAGGACAUACUGGAUUUCAGGAUUUGGCAGCACAGUUUCUGGUGGUCAUGCUCCAGCUCUUUGAUGGAAGCUGAGGUUUCACUGAUAGACAGGACCAUCUGUAACAGCUCCUCUGUCUACAACAGGAAGAUCACACAUGACAUGAUAUGUCCCCGCAGGCUGGACGGAGGAGUGGACUCAUGCCAGGGAGACAGUGGUUGCCUGCUUGUGACAGAGAAGGACUCAGUAUGGUGGCUGGUAGGGACACAAGCUGGGGAGAAGGCUGUGCCCAGAGGAACAAACCAGGUGUCUAUGAAAUAUGAAGAUGAAAACUGAGAAGCAAUGUACAGAGAAAUUACUGGUGGACAAUCAGAAUGAAAUGGUGGAAACAUUUCAUUUUUUUCUGUCUUUAGAAGAUCUGAAUAGAAAAGCCAGAAAGACGUGUCUAUUUUUUGUACGUACAGAAUGUCAUCAGAAAUACCACUGUUAUAACUAACACAACCUUCAUUUGUGCUACAUGUUCCAAUAUCUAAUUUGUCCUCAUUUGUAUGUACAGUGGGGGAAAAGUAUUUAGUCAGCCACCAAUUGUGCAAG
This is a messenger RNA of Coregonus clupeaformis (lake whitefish), 713 nucleotides long. RefSeq names its product transmembrane protease serine 2-like. Gene Ontology annotation, biological process: proteolysis. The transcript is spliced from 5 exons. Lineage: Eukaryota; Metazoa; Chordata; Actinopteri; Salmoniformes; Salmonidae. Gene Ontology annotation, molecular function: serine-type endopeptidase activity. The coding region runs from base 105 to 455 and encodes 116 amino acids. The record is from RefSeq and is a predicted model, not a curated record.